AUGGCAGCAGUUUUAACCAACAACGCCCCUGCCAAGCACAUUGACAAGGACGAACUACCCAAAUGGAUCAUGCCAGAACGAACGCGCAUCUUGUCGACCGUCACGACCAGUUUUUCGUCACCAACGUCCCAGACGGGUGCCGUUUUUUACUGGAUGCAACGAGACAUGCGGACGGUGGAUAAUUGGGCACUGUUGUUGGCCAAACACUAUGCGGAAACAUCUGGCUUGCCCUUGCGGGUUAUGUAUGUCAUGCCGCCGCCGCCAUCUACCGCUGCCUCUGCUUCCGGCAACCUCCCUCCCAAGGUGGACGAUUUGCCGCACUAUGAACGACACGGCAAGUUUCUGAUUGGAGGCAUGGAACAGGUUCAUAAAGAACUCGAGGAGGAAAAGGUACCCUUGCACAUUGUAGUGCCGGAAUCACGGGAUGCCGUGGGACCUGCAAUUGACAAAAUAGCCGCCGAUUACAAGGCCAAAUGCAUCGUUUGCGAUUUUUCGCCGCUCCGACAUUUUCGACAAUGGAAUGAAUUGCAGACAGUGCCACUUCUCGACAAGCGCAAGAUUCCCUUUUUCCAAGUCGAUGCACACAACGUAGUCCCCUGUUGGUUGGCCAGUCCCAAACGAGAAGUGGGCGCACGGACAUUGCGAUCCAAAAUCAAUAAACUGGUGCACGAUUUCAUGGAUGACUUUCCAGCCUUUGCGGGCAAUGAUCAUUUGUCACAAGAGCAGGUGGACAAGUUGCAGCUGGACCCAUUUGACCGCCCCGCAUACGAACGAUACUUGCAACUCGAUGAUUCCGUGCCGGAAUGUGACUGGGCCGCUGAGCCUGGUUUUAAAGGGGGUAUGAAAAAGUAUCAAUUCUUUGUCGAAAAGGGAGGCCUCAAGCAAUUUGCCGACAAGCGCAACGAUCCCACGCUCCCCAAUAUUUGCUCGGAUCUGUCUCCCUGGCUCAAUUAUGGGCAUGUGGGAUUUCAAACCAUCUUGAUGAAAGUCAAGAAAAUCAACAAGUACGCCACUGGAACGGCUUCGUUUGUCGAAGAAGGGCUCAUUCGAAAGGAACUGAGUGACAAUUACGUCUAUUACACACCCCAUGAAUACGAUUCCCUCGAUGCAGCAGCGGGUUGGGCCAAGGAAACGUUGGAAACUCAUACCGCCGAUGAGCGAGAGUACCUUUAUACGUUGCAAGAAUUUGAAGAGGGCCGCACCCAUGAUGCUCUGUGGAAUGCGGCGCAGUUGCAGGUUGUCCGGGAAGGACGAAUGCACGGGUUCAUGAGGAUGUACUGGGCCAAAAAGAUUCUAGAAUGGACCGAAACACCGGAAAUUGCACUUCGAACCGCACAGUAUUUCAACGACAAGUAUGCCUUGGAUGGACGAGAUCCUAAUGGGUUUGUGGGAGUCUCCUGGUCCAUCUUUGGCCUUCACGACCAGGGCUGGAAAGAGCGUGAAGUGUUUGGCAAAAUUCGGUUCAUGAACUUUAAUGGGUGUAAACGCAAGUUCAAAGUCGACACGUUUAUUGGGAUGUACAAGGGAGCCGCCAAGAAUGCUCUGGAGGCCGAGAAGACGCACGGCAAAGCCGAGGAACCAGCCAAAAAGAAAGCCAAGGCUCCAGCCAACAAGAAAGCCAAGGAACCAGCCAAUAAGAAGCGCAAGACGAGAGCAUGA
Seminavis robusta is the source of this 1659-nucleotide messenger RNA. NCBI's taxonomy places the organism in Eukaryota, Bacillariophyta, Bacillariophyceae, Naviculales, Naviculaceae. The record is from the annotation of a GenBank genome assembly.